AUGGAAAAGCGUAUUGCAGGCCAUUUCAUCCCCAAGAAUACAAUAAUCAUUCCUAAUCUAUAUGGUGCCCACCAUGAUCUAGAGGUCUGGGAUGAUCCAUACAGCUUCAAACCAGAACGCUUUUUGGAAGGUGGUGGAGGGUCCCUUCGUGCCCUGAUUCCUUUUGGAGGAGGGGCCCGACUGUGUCUGGGAGAGGCAGUAGCCAAAAUGGAGAUGUUUCUCUUCACUGCCUAUCUACUGCGAGACUUUCAGUUCCUGCCUGCCAGUAAAGAGGAGCCUCUGCCUGACCUGCGAGGCGUCGCCAGCGUGGUUCUUAAAGUCAAACCAUACACAGCUAUAGCACACCCAAGAGAACAGUAA
This is a messenger RNA of Carassius auratus (goldfish), 360 nucleotides long. Its product is annotated as steroid 17-alpha-hydroxylase/17,20 lyase-like. The coding region runs from base 1 to 360 and encodes 119 amino acids. Lineage: Eukaryota; Metazoa; Chordata; Actinopteri; Cypriniformes; Cyprinidae. The record is from RefSeq and is a predicted model, not a curated record. The transcript has 3 exons. Gene Ontology annotation, molecular function: iron ion binding; monooxygenase activity; heme binding.